Penicillium nucicola is the source of this 1629-nucleotide messenger RNA. Its product is annotated as fungal specific transcription factor domain-containing protein. Lineage: Eukaryota; Fungi; Ascomycota; Eurotiomycetes; Eurotiales; Aspergillaceae. The coding region runs from base 1 to 1629 and encodes 542 amino acids. Gene Ontology annotation, molecular function: transcription cis-regulatory region binding; DNA-binding transcription factor activity. Gene Ontology annotation, biological process: positive regulation of transcription by RNA polymerase II. The transcript has 2 exons. The record is from RefSeq and is a predicted model, not a curated record. Gene Ontology annotation, cellular component: nucleus.
AUGGAUCCAGUACACGCCUUGUCUGGCUCACUGGAAAGAACAAAUCCUAUCGAUCUACCGGCCGGCGAUAUAUGCACUGUGGUAUGUGACUUUUUCGGCCCUGCGCAAGCCUCAUCUCACCUCGAAACAGAGCGGACAUGGGACAAUCACGCUCCUCUGGACUCCGAAGUGGUAGAUCUCUUGAUCGCACAAUGUGAUGAAGUGGAAGGGAACGAAAUUCUAUCGCCUGUGAUCGAUCGUAGCCCGUUUCUCGUAUUCCCAGUGCUGCCUCCCACCUCUUUAGCGUCAACAAUCAAUCUGGUCUUGGCGAACGGUACUACUCCAGCGAGGUACGCCGACAGCGACGAUAAGCUCCUCUUUCAUCACUAUGUCAAUUAUGUGGCGUCGGUCAUGAUGCCCUUUGAGCACCCCUGGAACCCCUGGAAGCUCUUCUAUCCAUCGGUGUCCCUGGAAUACUCGGAGCCCGGGGAACGUGCCCUGUUUCAUGCUCUCCUAGCUCAUGCCGCUUUCAAUCUGGCACAUCUCGGUGGCAACGCGGCCAAAAUGAUGCGCUUGGCAGCAAAGCAUUAUAACGCGUCCAUUCAACACGUCAAUGACGGGAUCCAAACGUCGGCGGACAAGGGCCCCGGGGCAAUCCUGGCGGCGAUCAUGACGCUGAUGAUGGCAGAGGUGUACAGCGGUCAAUCUAGAAAGUGGAAACACCACCUGCAGGGGGCGUGGGCCUUUCUUCUCAACACUAACAGCAGCGAAUUGUGGAACCAGUCCCGAUUCACAUGCUUCUCUGUCCAGAGCUUGCUGAUUGUGAAGAUUAUCGGCAGCACUACUUCAACAGACGACAACUACUCCCCUUUGACACUGACACCUGCUCUCUCGCAUACACAUGUAACGGAUGACAUAUUCCCUAGCACUGCUCUCUCAAUUUUGCCAGUUAACACCAAUACCGAAUUGAAAUUUGCUGCCUCUAUCUCAUCCACUCCACAGUUCGGGUUCACAAUCGGGGCUCAGAGAUCCCUACUCGAAUGUAUUUCAGUCAUCGCCACCGUCAGCCGGCAGAUGCAAUUGGGCCCACCGGCCAGCGACCCAUUCAACGCGGACCGCGCCGUGGCCGAAGUUCUGGCCCGUCUAGGGCAUCUCCAGGCACAGGCUCAGGACGACCUACCCUUUCAACCGGAGAUCAAGUCGGCCCCUUCCACGGACCCCGAUCGGCCCGAUCCUCAUGUCCAGGAUCUGGCCCGCUAUCAGCUCAAUGCGUUUAUCUACGCCACAUACAUCUACCUGUACCGAUCGCUGAUGGAUACCCCACCGAAGCGGGUCGCAACUUAUGUUUCGCUGACAUUCCGAAACAUUUCGUCCUUUUGCGCCCAGAGUAACGGGAAUUUCUCGCUGUGGCCCGCUUUCAUUGCUGCAGUUGAAGCUUACACGGAGGAGGACAUGGCGUUGGCGCAGGCGUGGCUGCAGCAAUCUAUUCACUUUGGGCUCGGAAACCGGCUCCUUGUUAAACAGAUCAUCGAGGAGGUUUGGCGGAGGAGAGAGCAUGCGCACUGUGAAAGGGGGAUAGACAAGGGGCUCAUCACUGUGGACUGGAGAGAUGUGGUGAGAGAACUUGGGGUGGAUAUCCUGCUGGUUUAA